Messenger RNA from Stylonychia lemnae, 720 nucleotides. NCBI's taxonomy places the organism in Eukaryota, Ciliophora, Spirotrichea, Sporadotrichida, Oxytrichidae. The record is from the annotation of a GenBank genome assembly.
AUGGUCAUUGCAAUUAUUUUAGCAGGAGUAGCAAAAUAAAGACCACUUAAUACCAAUGUCUACUUGGUAUAUGGUGGCACUCUAGGAUGGCAGCUUUUAGUUAUAUUGCUUACAUACAGAUUUCCUACUAUUUUUACAAUGGUACAUGCUCCUUUGAUUUCUAUUGGCUAUUGGUUUAAUUGCUUAAUUUAGUUUCUUUCACCUGUUAGUUAUGUAGCAGUAAUGUAAACUACUCUAGGAUUAGAGUUUUUCUUGAUCUGUGGUUUGGUAUUAAACUUUUGCUGGUAUAUUACUUCUAUAGUAUUGAUAUUGAAUUUGGCACUUGGCAUCGUCAUGCUCUUUGCUAAAUUUUAGAUUGAAGAUGUAGGAGUAGUUGCUUAGUAUGUAAUGACUACUUUAUUUAUAAUCUAUGCAAUGUAUUUAAAUGAAUCUAGCAACAAGAAUGAAUUUAUAAGACUAAUCUAGAAUGAGAAAAUGAAUAAAGAAUUAUAAAGCCUCCUAAUGAAUCUUCCAAAUCCUAUGCUUUUAUUUGACUAAGAGAAUAAUCAAGUAGUAUUAGGUAAUAUAGAGUUAAACAAGCUUCUAUCAAUCAAUGAUGAGUAAGACAAAUAGUUAAUAAACUUGAGAAUGACUUCCUAGAUUUUCCAGCCAUAUAACAAUUACAUUGAAGGUCUAGGAGAUAGUGACAGACCAUCUGAUUAGUGCUUGAAUAUCGAAUGA